Messenger RNA from Stylophora pistillata, 1452 nucleotides. RefSeq lists its product as uncharacterized. The record is from RefSeq and is a predicted model, not a curated record. Gene Ontology annotation, molecular function: RNA polymerase II cis-regulatory region sequence-specific DNA binding; DNA-binding transcription factor activity, RNA polymerase II-specific. Lineage: Eukaryota; Metazoa; Cnidaria; Anthozoa; Scleractinia; Pocilloporidae. Gene Ontology annotation, biological process: regulation of transcription by RNA polymerase II.
ACUAAAUGGGUUCGUCAAAAAUUAGUCCGGAACACUUCGAGGCACCCAGAGCAACCUGUCACAAAAAGGUAUCCAAAUGAAAAGAAACUAAUUAAACUCCAAUUUACAUAUUUGCAGAGGACUUUUAAAAGCGGCCCUUGUAAUUGUCUGUCAUUUCCAAGACGGUUUUCAGAAUCAGAGGGGCAGCAUGCCGCGAUCAUUUCUGGUGAGGGCAAGACAAACUAACUCUCCUUCCUUGGAGAAACGUCAAGAUUCAACUCAGCCAAAACUUUCAGAAGUUAAAACAGAGAAGGGACCUCCCGUUGUUGACAAAGCAUUCGAAACAGGCUUCAAUGUCACCUCUUCUGCUGAAAAUUUAUCUUUAAACCUCGCUCAAGAAACAAGCCAUCGUCCAUGCAUCCCUUUACCAACGCUUCCCCAACGGCAUGGUGUAGACUACUUUGAUUCAAAGUUCCCGUUUGCUCUUCCCAGAGCGCUUCCUUUUCCUCUGGCACCAUCGUCGCCUUUGGUGUUAAGGCCUGUGCCGCGUUACGGUGGACUACCGUUCCCUUACAGCUGCCCAAGUCUCGCCGUAAACCCAGACCCAUUUCCUUAUCGUCAUUUCCCUCGACAGUCGCCAUUUCUCCAGAGAGGCUUCACUGGUCAAGAGUCCUUCUUUGCUCCGACAAGAGUAACAGAGUACCGCGAUCCCAUUCCGGGUUUAGGCGAUGCUUUUGGGCGUCGGGAAAGAGCGGAUAGCGAGGAUAUCACCUCAGAAGAGCCAACCUCCUUAAAAACCAAGGUCUAUAAAUGCCAAGAAUGUGGGAAAGAGUUUAAGAGGCCUUCAAGCCUCUCGACACACAAACUUAUUCAUUCUGAUCACAAGCCUUAUUCAUGCAGUUACUGCGGAAAAAAUUUCCUCCGCAAAUCCGACAUGAAAAAGCAUACGUUGAUGCACACUGGGGUGAAGCCAUUUCAGUGUAAGCAAUGUGGAAAGGUUUUCAGUCAAUCUUCUAACAUGCUUACACACAUGAGGCGGCAUACUGGUAUUAAACCCUUCCCCUGCAAAAUUUGCGGUAGAAGGUUCUACAGAAAAGUUGAUGUUCGUCGGCAUACUAUGAGGCAUGAGUACAGAUCAAGUUUGGAAGACGAAAACACCAAGUGAACUCCUAUAAGCAGCUAAAGAACACUUCUAGAAAUUACAUUGAGUUUUUGAGAACCUAGGGAUUGUCUGCAUAUCAACUAUAUAUUUAUUUAAUAGCCUCAAACAUAUUACAAACGAAAAGUUAUGAAAUCAAGCUUGCUUUUAAAUAUAUACCUCUGAUAGGAAUUAAGGACCAUCCUCUUAUUUCAUUGUAAAAGAGAAAAGUUGUUCCCGUUAUAGAAAAUUGAACACUUAUUCAGAACAAUUUGUUAAAGAAGCGUCAAUGGUUUUAGCAUGAGACAAAGAACAAUUAAAGAUAAUCAAACUUA